AUGAGCUUCGUGUCGGGGCUUAAAUCACGCGACCAGGGAUCUGAUACGGGCUGUCAUCUUCCAACCCUCCCCAAUUUUCCAAUCUCGUGUUCUGCGACCUAUCCGUUCGCAUCACACAUUCGCACGCAAACCCGCCAAAGGUCUCGCGCACUAUCUCAACAACGGUUACUACGUGGAGGAUCAACAUCCGACCAGUAUAACCAUUCAACCAUAAUGCCUACACCACUUCCAUCGAGUUUCGCUUCGGCCGCCGCCGGUAACACCCAGGACCCCAGUCGGAGGGGGGAUGGCUCGACCAGCGGAGAAUGGUCUCGAAACCGCAUGAACGGAGCUACGCAGACCUUCCGUCGUCCUUCCGUUGCGACCAACGCCCCUCACCACCGGGAUAGUAGCCAGCCUGCAUCUGCUUCGACACCCGUUGGCGGCGCGUACAUCCCCCCACACAUGAGCUCAAAUACUUCUAGCAUUGCACGGAAUGGGGACCCCCGGUACUCCAAGGAUGAACUUCUAGAGCUGUAUAAAUCACAGCGUGAUGAGGGAUCCUUGAGUAGAAACGUGGAGGAAUACUUCGUGGCAGACUGGGAUCCCCACACAGUUUCAGCUCCCGCAAAUGGUGCGUGGGGGAAGCGGGAUGACCACAAGAAUGGCUCCGCGGGGCCCGAAGUGUGUUGGGACCACGGUGGCCAGGUGGAACCUCUCGGAUUGACGGGCAUGACGGAGGAUGAGCGGGAGAUGUUCGCCGCCUCGGUCAAUUCCCCUCUGAAGCCGCCCCCUACCAACGCCGCGAAGGAAAAUGUUAUUCCUGGAACAGGUGGUCGCAAAUCUUCUAUCUCUUACCCUCAGGGCCAUAUCAAUAACUACAACACCUCCUCUCCUACCGCUGGGCGCCCUGGCCCCCGCCGCAGGGAAACGGGCGAAUCAAUUGGAAACCCUAUGUCUCCUACCGGCUCGAACUCCCGAUUCUUCCGCGACGAGGCCAACACUUCUACCCCUCCACCAGCUUUGUUGCGCCGCAAGACCGAUUUCCGAGACCCCAACCCGAAGCUUGAUGAGAAGGUUAAGGAUGGAAGGGAGGAUCCCUCCUCUCCAUUUGGUUCUCUGAAGCGCAGCUCCACUAAUCCCCUGAAUACGGGCGUGAGUGGGCCGAGUUCCCCUUGGGGAUCGGCUUCGCAUAACGCCAAUUUCUCGCCGAUGGGCGCGUUUGGAGCGUUUUCUCUCGGUUCCAACGCCAAUACCCCGACUACUGAAAAGAAGCCGGGUUAUGGAAGCCUCCGUGGAGAAAGCAGGUUCAAGGGGUUGUUAUCCAAGGAUAGCACCGAGGACAUGGCCGGCUCCGCCAAGGAGAAGCCUUUGGGUAACCUCGAACGGCUUGCUGAGAGCGAACACGAUGCGCGCUCCCAGUCACCUUGGGGGGAAGCCGUGAAGACGCGUCUUAACCGAAGUGAAACUAAUCCCUUUGAUGAGCCCCGCAGUGGAAGUGCUGCUCUUGGCGGAUCUCAGGAUGUUGAGGGCCCUCCCCAAUCUGAUCUCGGGUUUGGUGCAUUCGGCAUGACAUCUAGUAUCCCCGGCUUCCGUGAGCUGAUGCAAAGCCAGGAGAAUUCCAGGAACCCUACUCCCAGUCUUCUCCAGGGCCAUGAACCGACCAGCCCCACCAACACCAAUCCAUACCAAAGCCCGCAUGGUGAUCGUCACGGUGACCGGGCGGAGCCAGAGGACGUCGACACUGAUGGAUCUGAUAUCCAGCAGGCUCAGCAUCCUGGUCUCAGCGGACUUCGGGAUCCUACCAACCCAUUCGGCUCGAUGAGACGCGUCGGAUCGGGAAUGGAUCUUCCUUCCGUUGACCGCAGCCAGAACUCCAGUGUCAAUGCUAAUCGCACUUUCUCUGGUCUUGGCGGUCUGGGCGGUUUGUCUUCCCUUGGCGGGCCCUCUGCCUGGUCAUCUGGUGCUGCCGUCGGCACUCCCACCCGCGAGCGAUCCGCCUUCGCCGGUGGAUUUGGUGAUCCCAUUUUCGGUUCAAUGGGCGGCGAUCUUCAAUCUCCAAGCUUGUCUACCCUGGGUGGAGGUGGCCUUUUCAGCCCCCACGCCGGCAUGACUGGCACUGGAAGUAUUGGCCGAUCAAGCAAGCUGGGUGCACUCUUUUCUUCGAUGCAAGACGAACAAGGUCGAUCGGACUCUGUUGGCCUAGAAGGAUUUGACCCCCAGCAGGCUGAGAAGGCCGGUCAGGCAAGCCACCCUGGCUCGACGCCUACCUCUCAAACACCCGUCUCGGCCGUCGGCUCUAUGGCUAACCUAGCUGGCCAUGAUAUCCAGCCCACUGGAACCCCUGGCGGCUCUAUCCCAACAUCCCAACAGCGUACCAUGGUUAUGCCCGAUAGGAUGCGUUGGAUCUAUCGUGACCCCCAGGGUAACAUCCAAGGCCCGUGGACCGGACUUGAGAUGCAUGACUGGUUCAAGGCUGGCUUCUUCAGCCCGGAUUUGCAGAUCAAAAAGCUCGAGGAUACUGAGUUCGAGCCUCUAGCUCAGCUCGUCCGACGCAUUGGGAACUCCCGCGAGCCAUUCCUCGUCCCCCAAAUCGGCCUUCCUCAUGGCCCAGAACCCGCUGUGGCUCAGUGGACUCAGAACAGCACCGCUGGCUCUGCACAGCCUCCCUUCCCUGGCAGUUUCCCCAGCUUCGGCACUACGCUAACAGCCGAGCAGCAAAAUGCUCUUGAACGCCGUAAGCAAGAAGAGCAAUACCUGAUGGCCCGACAGAAGGAGCAUUUGGCCCAGCAGCAGGCUAUUAUGAAGCAGAUGGUGCCUCCUGGCGCUCCGUCUUCCUCUAUGAACCCUCCACUCCAGCACCAGUCCAGUGCCCACAGCCUCCAAAGCCAGCCCAGCUUCGGAAGUAUCACCUCUCCCGUUGGAUACCAGCCAUCUCCAAUCCAGGCUCCCAUGCAACAAGGAUCCCAGUCUGGUGCUGGCUUCUUCGAUGGCGCUACACAGAGCAGACAGGGUGGAUUGUCAAACGUUGGAUCGGGUAUGCUGGGAACAGACUUUGGUGGUCAGGACCAGCUUCCUGCGCUCCUUGAUCGUUUGAACGUUCGCCAGGAUCCAUUUGCCUUUGGCAAUGCCGGAUCUUUUGCCGGUCGUCAACCUGAUAGCUUCUUGCAGUCCCAGCAGGUCACACAGAUGCUCCAGGACCGCGCUCAACUCCAACAGGAGCAGGAAGAUUUCGACAAGGCUCACGAGGAUGAUCCAUUUGACCAGCACGCCCGUGAAGAACGUCUGCGCCAAUUCCAUGCCCUUCGCGCCCAGGAAGGCGAGAUGGGUAUGCGCACCGCCGAGGGCCUGCCUACCCACCCUGCCGCUGCUUCUCAGCAGCAUGAAGCUGAUGUCACUGCCGAGAUGGAGGAAGCCGCUCAGCAGCUCACUGACUCUGUCACUGGCUCCGAGCCCCUCACCCUGUCUCAGCAGGUCCACAAAGCUGCUUCCGCCCAGCGCCAACAGCAGGAGCAAGAACAGAGCCAUGGACCUUCCGAGUCUGUCUGGAAAGUGGACCACGCUAUGCCCCAGCCUUUCCCUCCCCCUCCCUCCGCCUCUCCUCUGCCUGCGCCCACCGCUCAGCGCAACCGUCAGAAUGUUGCUGAGUCUCUCGCCACUGGCUCGCGCUCUCAGACCCAAACUCCUGUCGAUGCUGCCCCUACCUCUGUUGCUCCAUGGGCCAAGGAAGCUAAUGACCUGCCUAAGGGUCCAUCCCUAAAGGAGAUCCAGGAAGCUGAAGCUCGCACUGCUGCUCAGCGCGAGGAAGUUGCUGCCGCUGCUCGCCGUGCGCAGUUCCUCGCGGAGCAGGAACGUCUGAGCCAGGCUCAAGCACAGGCUGCCCCCGGUCUUCCCUCGUCCGCCAAUUGGGCCAGUGGUGGAUCUCCUGCGCCUACUUCAACUGGCUCUCCGUGGGCCAACAAGAGCGCUCCCGCUCCCACCGGUGCUGCUACCAAGAAGACUCUUGCUCAAAUUCAGAAGGAAGAAGAGGCCCGCAAGAACCGCGCUGCUGCGGCGGCCGCUGCUGCCAUGGCAGCCACUCCUAGCCCUCCUGUUCCCUCUUCCACUGGCAAGCGUUACGCUGACCUUGCCAGCAAGGGUCCUGCCCCCGUUGCCCCGACCGGCCCGGCCUCCAGCGCCUGGACCACUGUCGGAGCCAGUGGUAAGGUGAAGGGCGCACCAACUGCACCUCUGGGGCCCCGCUCCUCCGGCGCAGCAGCCCCAAUGUCACCUGUCAUUGCCAAGCCUCGCCCUACUAUCACCCCCCGCACUGUGACUAGCGGCUGUCUCCCCCAGUCCAACCCCAACCAGGCCGUUGAAGAGUUCACCAAGUGGGCGACUCUCAGCUUGAGUAAGGGGUUGAACACUGGCAUCAAUGUCGACGAUUUCGUCCAGCAGCUUCUUUUCCUUCCUGCCGAAGCGGAGAUCAUCUCUGAUUCUGUCUAUGCCAACUCCCAGACCCUCGAUGGUCGUCGCUUCUCAGAGGAGUUCAUCCGCCGCCGCAAGCUUGCCGACAAGGGUAUUGUUGACCCCGUCUCGCCCAGUGCUUUCGGUGAACAGAAGGCAGGUGGUGGAUGGAGCGAGGUAGCUAAGAAGGGCUCUGCUGCCACUGUUGUGGCUGCCACCCAGCGUGAAGAGGAGGCCGCUUCUUCCGCGUUCAAGGUCGUCGCUCCCCGUAAGAAGGGCAAGCGCUAA
Penicillium salamii is the source of this 4713-nucleotide messenger RNA. The record is from the annotation of a GenBank genome assembly. NCBI's taxonomy places the organism in Eukaryota, Fungi, Ascomycota, Eurotiomycetes, Eurotiales, Aspergillaceae.